Phragmites australis (common reed) is the source of this 593-nucleotide messenger RNA. RefSeq lists its product as uncharacterized. NCBI's taxonomy places the organism in Eukaryota, Viridiplantae, Streptophyta, Magnoliopsida, Poales, Poaceae. The transcript has 2 exons. Bases 76 to 339 code for a protein of 87 amino acids. The record is from RefSeq and is a predicted model, not a curated record.
CUUAUAUAGACCCUGGCCGGCGGUGCACAAGAGGCCUCCUGCCAGCUGCUCGCUCAGUCACACGGCGCAAACGGCAUGGCUUCUUCCUCCAUGAAGCUCUCGCUCGCCUUCAUCCUCCUCCUCUCCGGGCUCGUCGUGUUCGGAGAGGUUGGAGGAGCCAGGGCGGCGGACUGCUCGACGGUCCGGUGCAUCCAGGGCGGGUACAUCACCUGCAGGAACCACCCCUAUCGCUACCGGAAGCUCGACGGGUGCGCCUGCGACUGCGCCCCCAAGGACGGCAGGCACUGCGUGCUCCACCUGCAGUCCGGCGCCACCUACAAGUGCGGCAAGACGGGGUAGCCCAUCGACCGAGCUUGACGUUCGUUCGCCACGCGUGUCCUCUUGCAACUUUCAGGCUUUGAGUCCAGUCCAAUGAUGCUGCUAGUUGUUGUCGAAUAAUGUUACUGAAAACAAGGCCGCCGGACAGCGGCUCCCCUGUUGUACGUGCCCUGCAGAGUGCAGUGUGUUUUGUGAUCUGCCCCUGAGUUGUUCUGGGGAAGAUGAAUAAGAAUAGAUGCGUCAAUGUUAGACCAUCUAAAGCAUAUUUCUUUCAU